CCGUCCCGUCCCGCUCCGCCCGGUGCCGCUCCGCCAUGCCGCCCCGCUCCGCCGCUUUUCUCCCGCUGCUGCUGCUGCUCCCGCUGCUGCCCGGGGCCGGGCCGGGCCCCGCCGCUCCCGCACUGACGGACGCGGAGAUCGAAGAGUUCCUGCGCGGUUUCCUGGCGCCCGUGGACGGCGUUGCGGGAGGGGAUGGCAGCGAUGUGCGGCUCGGAGCUCAGCCCGGGACCGGCGGGGAGCGGGGAGCGGGGAACGGUGAGCCCCCGCAGCGGCUGACGGAGCCUGAGGAACCCAAGAAGCCCAAGAAGGACAAAGGGCCCAAGCCCACCAAGAAACCCAAAGAGAGACCCCGGGGCUCCAAGAAGGACAGGGACAGGGACAGGGACAAGAAGGCUGACGGGGAGAAGCCCCCCAAGAAACCCAAGGAGAAGCCCCCCAAAGGCUCCGAAAAGCCCCCCAAGGGCUCCAAAAAGCCCAAAGAUAAAUCCCCCAAGGAGAAGCCCCCCAAGGAAAAACCCCCCAAAGAGAAACCCCCCAAGGCCACCAAGAAGCCCCUGGACACGAGGCCACCGCAGCCACCCGACACCCCCUGGGAGCCCCCCACAGCCCCACAACCCCCGCGGGGUGAGGACGGACCGGGGACAUCACUGUCUGUGGGGCAGCCGUGGGUCCCCGAGGGGAAGGAGGAGGAGGAGGAGGAUGGCAGAGAGCGAGAGGAGCUGGAGGAGCGGCCAACCCAGCGCUGGGAGUGGGGCCGGGAGGAUCGGCGCCCUGAGCCUGAGGCAGAGGUCCCUGAGGAGCCGGAGCCGCCGACGCUGGACUACAACGAGCAGCUGGAGCGGGAGGACUAUGAGGACUUUGAGUACAUCCGGCGGCAGCAGAAGCCCCGCAAACCCCCAAACAGGAGGAAACCCGACCGGGUCUGGCCCCAACCGGAGACGGCAGCACCCACACCAGAGGAGCCCCCCGCACCGCUGCCCGGCCCCGUGACCGAGCGCGACUACGAGGAGGGCUGGGAGCGACCCGACUACGAUGACUUCGACUACGGGCUGCUCCCACCGCCCAAGCCCAAGAAGCAACCGGAGAAAGAGGAGGAGAUGGAGACAGACGAGGAGAAGUUGAAGCCCUGGAAGCCCAAGAAGGGUGGCAGCAGCAAGGAGGAGGAGGAGGAUCCUUGGGCAGAGGAGAAGGGCCGGGACAGCAAAGGAAAACCCAAAAAGCCAGGUGGGAAGAAGUGGGAGCCAGAUGAGGAUGAGUGGGCAGCACCGGAGGAGAAGACGAGGUGCCCUCCCAUCGGCAUGGAGUCCCACCGUGUGGAGGAUGACCAGAUCCUGGCCUCUUCCAUGCUGCGCCAUGGGCUGGGUGCGCAGCGCGGCCGCCUCAACAUGCAGGCGGGUCCCAACGAGGACGAUUUCUUUGACGGUGCGUGGUGUGCAGAGGACGACAGCCGCGCGCACUGGCUGGAGGUGGACACGCGCCGCACCACCAAGUUCACCGGCGUCAUCACCCAGGGACGGGACUCCCAGAUCCACGAGGACUUCGUCACCAGCUUCUAUGUGGGCUUCAGCAACGACAGCCAGAACUGGGUGAUGUACACCAACGGCUACGAGGAGAUGAAGUUCUAUGGCAACGUGGACAAGGACACGCCGGUGCUGACCGAGUUCCCCGAGCCCAUGGUGGCGCGUUACAUCCGCGUGUACCCGCAGACGUGGAACGGCAGCCUGUGCCUGCGGCUGGAGGUGCUGGGCUGUCCUCUCUCCCCUGUCAGCAGUUACUACGCGCAGCAGAACGAGGUGACAUCAGCCGACAACCUGGACUUCCGUCACCACAGCUACAAGGACAUGAGGCAGCUGAUGAAGGUGGUGAACGAGGAGUGCCCCACCAUCACCCGCAUCUACAACAUCGGCAAGAGCUCGCGGGGGCUGAAGAUCUACGCCAUGGAGAUCUCUGACAACCCGGGGGAGCACGAGACGGGAGAGCCCGAGUUCCGCUACACGGCGGGGCUGCAUGGCAACGAGGCGCUGGGCCGCGAGCUGCUGCUGCUGCUGAUGCAGUUCCUGUGCAAGGAGUACCAGGAUGGCAACCCCCGUGUGCGCAGCCUGGUCACCGAGACGCGCAUCCACCUCGUGCCAGCGCUCAACCCCGACGGCUACGAGCUGGCACAGGAGGCGGGCUCCGAGCUGGGCAACUGGGCGCUGGGCCACUGGACGGAGGAGGGCUUCGACCUGUUUGAGAACUUCCCCGACCUGACGUCCCCGCUGUGGGCAGCCGAGGAGCGGCAGUUGGUGCCGCACCGCUUCCCCGGCCACCACAUCCCCGUCCCGGAGCGCUACCUGCAGGACGCCGCGGUGGCCGUGGAGACACGAGCCAUCAUGGCCUGGAUGGAGAAGAACCCCUUCGUGCUGGGAGCCAACCUGCAGGGCGGGGAGAAGUUGGUCUCCUUCCCCUUCGAUGCAGCGCGGCCCCACAGCGAGAGCCCCGCAGCCCCGCGCCCGCCGGACGAGGACGAGGACAGCGAGCGGCCCGAGGUGCACGAGACGCCCGACCACGCCGUGUUCCGCUGGCUGGCCAUCUCCUACGCCUCGGCGCACCUCACCAUGACGGAGACCUUCCGCGGGGGCUGCCACGCACAGGACGUCACCGACGCCAUGGGCAUCGUGCAGGGGGCCAAGUGGCGGCCGCGGGCUGGCAGCAUGAAUGACUUCAGCUACCUGCACACCAACUGCCUGGAGCUCUCCAUCUACCUGGGCUGCGACAAGUUCCCCCAUGAGAGCGAGCUGCAGCAGGAGUGGGAGAACAACAAGGAGUCACUGCUCACCUUCAUGGAGCAGACCCACCGCGGGAUCAAGGGUUUGGUGACGGACCAGCAGGGAGAGCCCAUCGCCAACGCCACCAUCGUGGUGAGCGGCAUCAAGCACAGCAUCAGGACAGCCAGCGGCGGCGACUACUGGCGCAUCCUGAACCCGGGCGAAUACCGCGUGUCGGCGCGGGCCGAGGGCUACAACCCCAGCACGAAGACCUGCAGCGUCUUCUACGACAUCGGCGCCACGCAGUGCAACUUCGUGCUGGCGCGCUCCAACUGGAAGCGCAUCCGCGAGAUCAUGGCCAUGAACGGGAACCGGCCCAUCCGCCGCGUGGUGCCCGGCCGCCCCAUGACGCUCCGCGAGCGCCUGCGGCUGCGCCAGCGCCUGCGGCUCCGGCAGCGGCUCCGCGAGCGGAUGAGGCUGCGGCGACUGAACGCCACCGCCGGCCCCGCCGCCCUCCCCACCGCCCCGCCCCCCCGCACGGCGCUGCCCACGUUCAGCAGCACCACGAACGCGCCGUGGAGCCAGGAGCCGCCCACGGCGGGCACCUGGGAGAUGGAGACCGAGACGGAGGUGGUGACCGAGCUGGUGACGGUGACGGAGGUGUGGGACGAGGGCACGGGGACGGCGCGGCCCUUCACCACCGCGGAGACCUACACCGUGAACUUUGGCGACUAGGGGACGCCCGGCCCCUCGCUCCGCCUCCCGGCGCUCCGCGUGGGCACCGUGCGCGCUCCCGGAGCCCCGGGCCGGGCGGCACACAGACGCGCGUCCCCGCGCCCGGGCACGGAUGAAGCAGGGCAGGGCCCUGGCGUGGUUUUGUUACACAAAUAAACAAAGCUGUAUUGGUAGCA
This is a messenger RNA of Tympanuchus pallidicinctus (lesser prairie-chicken), 3658 nucleotides long. RefSeq names its product AE binding protein 1 (gene AEBP1). NCBI's taxonomy places the organism in Eukaryota, Metazoa, Chordata, Aves, Galliformes, Phasianidae. The record is from RefSeq and is a predicted model, not a curated record. Gene Ontology annotation, biological process: proteolysis; negative regulation of transcription by RNA polymerase II. Bases 36 to 3482 code for a protein of 1148 amino acids. Gene Ontology annotation, molecular function: RNA polymerase II transcription regulatory region sequence-specific DNA binding; metallocarboxypeptidase activity; DNA-binding transcription repressor activity, RNA polymerase II-specific. The transcript has 21 exons.